CCCUUUGAGACAACUGCUCUCCGUCCACUCCUUUUACGGGAAUCCAGCUCCCGUGCACAGGUCUCUCAGUCAGCCACUGCCAUCUGAUAGUCGUCAUCGAGACACCGUCAAGACACAAUGAAGAUCUCACUUGGCCUUGUUUCAGCGCUGGCCGCCGCCGGUCUGGUUGAGGGGCACAUCGCCGCUUGGGCUGAUGGCAUGUAUUGCCGAGGCGGGAACAAUACCGCUGUAGACGAUUCCAACACCAACCUGGUAGUCAACCCGCUCUACCAACUCCCGAAAGCCAAGUGGUGGAUGCAAGCCGACCGCGGAUGCGACAAGGUGCCUCCUCCGGCGGGCCAGUUCCUCAACUUACCCGCCCGGGGCAAGUUCACCGUCGAUCUCGGAGCCAACCGCGGCUGUACAAGCCUUUCUUACGGCGGCAAGACCGCGACGCAGUGGCCGGACUGCAGCGAACACCCGGAAGACUGGCACGCGCCCGGGCCGGGCAAGUGUCUCGUCGAUAACCCGGACGGGAAGGGCGGGGCGAUGCACACGCAGAACUACACCACCACGGCCGGCACAGCAUUCGCCAUCAGCUAUCAGUCGGAUAUCAAGAAGGUUACGAUGGAAAACCUCGUCGUCUUUUCAGUUGUCGAGCAUACUCCUUGGAAACGCGUGACUUCGUACCAAGUCCCAGACUUGCCUGCCUGCCCGGUGGGAGGUUGCUACUGCGCCUGGCUCUGGGUGCCAGAUGGAUGUGGCCAGCCAAACAUGUACAUGCAGAACUUUAGAUGCAAUGUUACCAACGCCGUUUCCACGAAGACACUAGGAGUCGCUAAGCCGCCUGUCGCUUGCCGAGAUGAUUCGAAGAAGUGUGUCGCUGGACCGAAACAAAUGAUUGCCUGGAAUCAAGCCGAAGGGAACAACGUUCCGGACAUCGGGUACAGUCCCGGGUACAACGCCAGGAUGGGCUUCCAGCCAGGUGCUCAAAAUGACGUUUUUGUCUAGACAGCAUCGUCGGAAUUUCGCCUCCAGUCAACCGCCUGCAGGGUUCUAGAUCCGGAUAUGCACACCUUGACCGAGUGGAGAGCGCUAGCGAAGCUCACCUGUGACAUGGGGCCCAGCCUGGACGGUUUUGCACGGUGAACUAUUUUCCAUUUCUUGUACAUAUUGAUGACCAUAAGCGAAGGGGAGAAAGCACAAACAUCAUUUGCUUUACUCGUGAGAGGAACCGGGGCCUAAUGCACGUAUUGCCGAGCGCUUUUUCGCCAAAAGUUGCC
Colletotrichum godetiae is the source of this 1262-nucleotide messenger RNA. RefSeq lists its product as uncharacterized. The coding region runs from base 118 to 990 and encodes 290 amino acids. The transcript is spliced from 6 exons. The record is from RefSeq and is a predicted model, not a curated record. Lineage: Eukaryota; Fungi; Ascomycota; Sordariomycetes; Glomerellales; Glomerellaceae.